Molecule: messenger RNA, 1881 nt
Organism: Adineta steineri
Lineage: Eukaryota; Metazoa; Rotifera; Eurotatoria; Adinetida; Adinetidae
Source: the annotation of a GenBank genome assembly
AUGGCGAAUUUACCUAUCAAUCAAAUUGAACAAGUAAAUGAAGAUAAAUCUUCUUCUUCUAUACAUAACAAUCCAUCAAGACGUUAUAAUCUUGAUAAUAUUGAUCUUGAUGAUUCACCAAUCAAAACUGUUCCAUAUCGUUUUCAAGCUGGUUCCAUCAUUGAUCCUAUGACAUUUCAACGUGUUUUAAAUGAAGUUAUGAAUAAAGAAACACAAAAAGAACAACAAGCUCAAAAUUUACAUGAGCAAACUGGUGAUGAUGAUGAUGAUGAUGAUGAUGAUGAUAAUGAUAUGAUAACAGAUACAAAUGCAAAUUUAUUUAAUGAAAGACAAUUCGAUGAAGAAUUAGAACGAGAUCUUCAAAAUUUAUCACAAGUUAUUCAAACUAAUCAACCUAUGAAUGACAAUUUAGCUAGUGAUAUGAUCGAUCAAUUGAGUCAAGUGUUAAGAGUACCAACGACAUUUACAAAUCGAAUGACAACUGUUGGUGAUAAUAAUGAUCAAGCGAAUUCGCCUUCUCAUUUAACUGAACAUGAUAUUCCAAUGAUUUACUAUGGACAUUUGAAUCGACAAAAUAUUGCUGAAGAAUUUCAAUUUAAUUUACAACCUACACCAACUUUAUCAAAUGAUCGAUUCAAUGCCAAAUCAUUUGCUAUAACAUCAUGGACUGAUGUUUCUAAAGAUUUAGUGAUGCAAUAUAUCAAACGUGACUUUGGUUUAGGUAAAAUCCAAUACAUUUGCAUUAGUGAAGAAAUUGGUGAAGUCAGUCAUCGACGUCAUUUACAUAUUCAAGUUAUAUUUACAGACAAAAUUAAUCGAAGAAAACCAUUUGUUGAUGAUGUUACACAAACGCAUUGUAAUUAUCAAGUAACAGGGAAUGAUAUUGCAUGGAAUGCAUACAUGAAAAAGGGUGGUAACUAUAUUGAAUUUGGUUCCUUUCGAUCCCUACGACAACAUAAUGAUCAAAUACAACAAUUAUUAUCAGCAUCAUCAACAUCUGCUCCAGUGAUUUCAACUCGUGCAAUGACAGCAAGAGCAAAAACAGAACAACGACAACAACAAAAUAAAGAAAUUGCACGACAAGCAUUUACAUUAGCUGCAACUAACGUUUAUCAAGCUAUGGAUUAUAUAAUGCAAGUGAUGCCCGAUAAAUUUCUUCCUCAUAGUUCAUGGUAUUUAUCUACAUUUAAUUUUAUUAAUGGACGAAAACAACAACAUAUUCGUGAAACUGAUGAAGUUUAUAAAGAAAAUUUAUGGCCUGAUUCAUUUCCGCAAUGUACACCACAAUUAAAAGAAGUUGUUAAUCGUUGGAUACGACAUCAUUUUCCACGUACGACACGAGCUAAAUGUUUAAUUUUAAUUGGACCAACUGGAACAGGAAAAACUUCGUUUGCAUUAUCAUUACCAGGUUAUGUUAAUUAUUUUAAAGAACGAUGGAAUUUAGAUUCAUGGCAUGAUUAUGCACGUUAUUCGGUGUAUGAUGACAUACCAUGGGAUGAAUUUUUAUCAUUAAAUUAUCCGAAGAAAAAAGGUCUUUUAUCACAAAAUGGCAAACUAAAUGCAACAGAUAAAUAUCGACGAACAGUCGAAAUUAAUGUUCGGCAACCAGCGAUUGUUCUUCUUAAUCCAGAAGAUGCUGGUUCAUUAACACGUGAACCAAGAACUGCUGAAGAACAACAAUCAGCUAAAUAUUGGAAGAAACGAGCAAUUGUUUACAUUAUGGGUCCCGAUGAAUAUUUUAAUCAACGUCAAAGACGAACUACUGAUUCUACUCAAAGUCAAAGUUCGAGUAAUUCAUCGAUCGGAGCCAAUGAACCACGACUAGGUGAUCCAGAUGAAUUUGAAAAAGCAAGACGUCAUCGGGAAGCAGCAAAAAAAUAG